This is a messenger RNA of Coregonus sp. 'balchen', 6722 nucleotides long. Lineage: Eukaryota; Metazoa; Chordata; Actinopteri; Salmoniformes; Salmonidae. The record is from the annotation of a GenBank genome assembly.
GGAUCAACAGACACUUGAACUGCCACAGUCCAUGGAGGUGGUGUCGAAGCAGGAGCGGGCGGACCAAAGCAAGGCCGACGCUGUCAAGAGUGACCAGGAGGAGGACAAUGCGACGGCCUCUGGCCACACCUGUGGUCUCUGCGGACGGAGCUUCCCUCUCCUGAGCUCGCUGUCCCAGCACAUGCGCAGGCACACCGGAGAGAAGCCCUACAAGUGUCCCUACUGCGAACACCAGGCGGCCCAGAAGGGCAGCCUGAAAGUCCACAUCCGCAGCCACAAGCUGGGCCUGUUCAGCCGAAGCCUGGGCAAGAAGGAAGGGGAGGGCAAGAAAAGGGUGGAGGAGGGGGAUGGGGAGCAAGGACAAACACAGGGGGACCCCCAGAAACUGGAUAGUCCCGACAACAACCUUGCCAAAGGCACCUCGGCCAAGAAGCACAAAGUCAACGGCAAGACAAAAAAGAAAAGCUCCAAGAAGAAAGGCGAAGACACAGUCGUCCAGGAUGACGGCAAGGAGGACAAGCCGCAAACCACGGCUGAGGGCAACUCAUUUCCGGGAGGGACCAACUGGGUGGACGACAGGGACGAGGAGGCCAGUGCUGGCUCCUUCCCCUGCGGCUCUUGCAGCCAAGUCUUCCCCCAGGCCCUGCUUCUCAAGGCCCACAUGAAGAAGCACCGCGGCUCCCUGGACCACGGCUGCCGCAUCUGCGGCCGGCGCUUCCGCCAGGCCUGGUUCCUCCAGAGCCACAUGAGGAUUCAUCGGGCCAAGAGCCAGCUGCGAGGUGGGGGUGGUGACAGCAGCGAGUCCCCGACCACCCUCAACGGCGUCCCCCGGGAGCCGGCGUCCCUGGUGAACGAUGACUGUCUCUACGAGCUGUGUGCCGGCUGUGGCAACUUCUUUUAUGACCGCAAGACCCUCAGGCUGCAUGAGAGGGUCCACAAGCAGAGCCACACCCCCAGCAAGCCGACGCAGCAAGACCCCGACAACGGCUCGUUAUCACCCGCCGCCAAGAGGCGCUUCCUGGAAUGCCUUAACCUCAGGGCAGCUGGGGCUGGAGAGGCAGCUAGGGAGGGGAGUCUUGGAAGACGGAUCCCCGAGCUGGACCCAGUAUGCAGUUACCAGGCCUGGCAGUUGGUCACCAGAGGAGGGCGUGUGGUGGAGGUGACAGAUAAAAGCCUAGGCUGGGAGGAGAGGCUGGCGGAUGCCGACGUGGCGUUUGACCGGGAGAAGGGCGAGUAUGUGCCGCUGAAACAGGAGAAGCGGAAGAGGCAGCUGGACUCCUCCCAAAGCAAGAAGAAGAAAGGGGCCCAGGAUGUUGUCAUUAAUGGUGGGAUCUCCCACCAGCAGGGUGACAGUAGAAAUAGCCGCACCUUGUUGAAUGGGCUCAGCCCAGAGACGUUUGGAAUAUUGCAGAAAAAGGUGAAAGAUGGUCAUCAAGCCAGCAAGCAAGCCACCAAAUCAAACUCUGCCAGUCAGCCCAGCACAACAAGACAAGAAGAUUCUCUCUCUGCCAUUUCCAUAAAGAGGAAUAGUAUCAGGGACCCAACCUAUGAAGGUAAGACAAAACCACACUAUCACCUAGAUUAGCAACAAUAAUUUGAUUUUCCUGAAAUUACAUGACAAAAGGCAUCUUGGUUAUAUUCACACUUAAAAUCCUGAUUUGAAAAGUUUUCCUCAAAAAUGAGCAUUACAGCAAUAAUGAAAUCAUUCCCCCCAAAAUACAGACAUUACCACACCAAAUCUCACUUCCAUAUUAAUUGAAGUAAAUCUGAUUUUUCACAGUGAUUCAGUCAUGGUUGGUUUGGUUUCUUUUGCUACUCAGUCCUGAGUUAUGAUCAAUCUAAUAUCGUCCCAUGGUAUCAGGAGACCUCGUGUUGAUUAAUCAAAUUACAGAUCUCAACAUAACUAAAUGCCUCAGUGUAUGUGGACACAUCUCUCUCACGAGCUGCUGAAGUAUGUAGCAUACUUAGCAUAGUAGACUGCACAUUGAGCAGUUUGUCAAACAGGUUCCUCUUCUUAUGUUGUGGUUUAAUUUGAAUGUAUUAUUGUACACCAACUGAUUAUUGUAGACAAGACAGUCUGAAAAGUGAUGCUGCUUUUACUUUUAAACUCUGUGAUAGGAUAAUAAAUGGUUACCUUCCCAGUCCUCUUGAUAACGGUAUUAACCAAGAAUCAUAAGUACAUGGUUACAUGAUAAAUAUGCCCAUAACUAGCAACUUACAAGUUUGUAAUAGUCUUGUAAUGUUUGAAAUUACACUCAUGACAUUGACAAGCAAAAAGUGAUAGAUAUAAUUAUUACUCACAUUUGAAGUAGUAUGGAAGUGGGUGUCUUAGUUCAGUUUUCCAGUUAAAAGCUGGUGUUCAGUUGCCAUGGAGCAGUACUCAUACAGGUAAAAUGUGUGCAGCAGUUGCCUUUAGGGUACCACUGCAAAUGAUAUGGCUUCAUGGCGCCAUCGUGUGGCAUGGAUUGCCCAUUCCACCCUUCAUCCUACAUAAAGGAAUAUGAAAGGCCCUUACUUCUGGUACUUCUAGGCAUAACCCUUUCUGUACCAUUCAUAUAGCUUGACAUUUGUUUAUGAAUGUUUUCUGGAAUAUACUAUAUGCCUUAAAGGGUUCAUGAAGGCUUCAUUAAAUGUUAAAAGUUAUGUUGGAUUAUGAACACAGUUGAAUUUAUCUUAUAUUGCAAAUAGUUGAGUUUAGGGUAAAUGACUGAAAAAGGACUGAUGAAAAGUAGCAUGACAAUGUCCUCCUCUCUCAUCCACAUGUUCGUGAAAGCAUGUUACCAUUUAUUAAAUCUUCACAUCUUGCUGAAGCUCAUUUUCUUAAAUUGUCUGUUUUUCAAUGUGAGCUUAGUCUACCUGUACUCUGCUAUCCACAGAUACCAAGCCAUACUUCUGCAAGCACUGUGACUUCCACACCAGCGACCCCUCUUGCUUCACGUCCCACAUGCACAAGCUGCACAAGCACAUCAGGGAUGCACAUCAUCACAUACUGGGAGCUGUUAUGGAAGACCCGAGCCACGGCGCUCCCAAAGCCUCAGGUUACAUGGAAUAUCUCCGGCUGAAGAGCACACUGCUCAGCCAGCCCUACUGGAAUCCUCCUGGCCUGGAGAGGGCGGCAUCAAGCGGCCAGUCAGAGAAGUCAAGCCUAAAGGUCAAAGGGCAAUCCUCUCAGGAUGCCAUCAUCAACGCCAGCCUCCUCAACCUAUCUGCCCCGCCUGAGGGCCAGCAGGAGGAUAGUGGUGCGAACCCUGUGGCAGCGCCGUCCGAGGGUAAGCUGGUCAGACACCAGUGUCCGUUCUGCACCCACACAACCCAUUACCUGGAGGUUCUGUGGAUCCACCAGCGUGUGGCCCACAGGGUGGAUAGUGGCAGCUCCCUGGCCCCCAAAUGGGCCCCCUACGUGGCCGGUUUCGUGGGCUCCAAGGCUGCAGGACGACGCACAGGGCCCCCACCGUUCCUGGAGGGCAAAGACUGCCCAGCGCUCCCAGUUCCCCGGGCCCAGCGCACAAAAGCCCCAGGUUCCACCACCACACAACCUUCAGGUGGAGGCACAAAGAGGCCAAAGACCCACACAAGCACUACAAGUACUACUGCCCAGUCCAACACCAGCCAGGCCAUGGUGUCAGGGUCGCGUACCUCCACAAGGUCGCCCCCUAGUGGUGGGGAGUCGCUCCUACCGCAAAAGAAGAAGUCGUCGAGCCGCCCAAGCCAUACGGAGGAGGUGGCAAAUAAGAUCGCCCGAUCUAAAACGGAAGCCCACCUCAAAGCUCCUGCCACCACCGCCUCAACCAGCAUCCGAGGCUUCUCCCAGAAGUCGACAAGCAGCCCAAAAUCUGGAAGCCAUCAUCCGGCGGCUGCGAAGGGAAGCCUGCUUCCACAAGAGGGCCUCGGCUUUAUUCUCGCCAGGAACCAUGGCAGGGCCGACCACGCGUCCCAUCUUACCCCAGACAGAACUCACCUACACCCCCAGCCCCAUCCACACUCCCACAGCCAUCCACAGAAUCCCCCUGCAGCCCCGAAAGGUCAACACCUUUGGUCAGUCACAAAUAUGUUUGGGGCGCAGGGCAGCAGCGGGUACCUGGCACCCGCCACACUCCUCGGCCACGGGAAGAGGGAGUCGACUGCUGGGGACAGCAGAGACACCCCGAUGGACAUGGACAUCCUGGGUCUGUUGAAGAACUACAACCCCCACGACCUGGCAGCUCUCUACCAGCACUGGGGCUUUGUAGAUCCCAGGCUUGACCCACAAGGUAAGGGGGGAUUGAGUGUUGGGUAAUGUAGUCCAUUAAUGACAAUGGCAUUGGGUAAUGUUCACCACAGCCCUACAUAAUUCAGCAUGUACACAGACACACAGAGAGGAAGAGAAAGAUAGACAUUCACAAAACGGACCAUGUACUCUACACUGUACACUAAGGUCACGUCGAGAGUAGCAGCUCUAACCUGCAGCUUGUCGUCGUAGAUAACAUCAUCGUUCUCUUUAGCCCUUUGAGUCACAUGUAAUAAAGUGACCUUAGUAGUAUGAGUUUUUCAUUUGAUUUCUCCUCCGCCUUUUCUGUUUUUCUUCGAGUGUUUUUCCAUGAAUACUAAUAGCUUGGGGGAAACAUGUUUACCAAGGCCGACAGAAGGACAGUGCAUGUUUCUACCAGUCAAGGAAUAGGUCUCUCUGUCUGCUGUCGACCUGUGUGUAGGUCCUGGGGUGGUGUGUGUGUGUCACAGUGGACGGGGAGGACGGCUCAUAAUAAUGGCUGGAACGGAGUGAAUGGAAUGGUAUCAAACACGUGUUUUAAUAGCAUUCUAUUAACUCCAUUCCAGCCAUUAUUAUGAGCCGUCUUCCCCUCAGCAGCCUCCACUGGUAUGUCAGUAUGUGCGUGCAGGGAUCACAGUGACACAGAUGGGCAGUGGGCACCCAGUACUGUGUGACAAGGAUAAGGGUGUGUGUGUGUGUGUGUGUGUGUGUGUCAGAGAGAGAAAGGGAGAAUGAAAGAGGCGGCAUCGAGGCCACACACACACACACACACACACACGCACACACAUACAGUAAAUUCCACUCCCAGAACAUCAGAGCGACCUGACACAAUCGGGGUGACAGCAGGGGAAAGAGCAGCGAGCAAGUACAGGGAAAGAGAGGGAGAAACAAGAGGGAGUGAAAGAGUGACCUAGUGAGAGGGAUAGGCAGACAUAGAGAGAGAAAAAGAGCGAGAGGAGCACAUCUGACAUGUGACACGGGAGCGCUGGCCAAGGGCACAUCAGAGGCCCGGCAAUUUAAUUUGCAGUAAUUUAUGUGUUACCUCCUAGGCAGCCAGGGGGUGUGUCAGGGCUGUCAGAUUUGGUACGAAAGUCGUCAUCCACUGCCCUGAAGGAAGCCUACCCCUCCCCCAUCUUAAUGGCACAUUGGAAGUAGUAAUGAGCCCAAUACUCUGUGGCUUAGGUGGUCUAGCGGUUAGCUUCGCCCCCUCCAGCACACAUGUAUACCUGUGACUGCAUGGGUUCAAAUCUGACCCACAGCCCUUUGACUCUCACUCCUAUUCUUUCCACGCUAUAACUCUGACUUUAUUCUGUUCAAUACAAAUCUUGGAAAAAAAACUAUGAGCUAACUAACUAGCUACUGUUUUUGCAUAAUACAUGCCUGCUGCACAGUACCGGUGGGUAAAACGAUUGGAUAAGUAAAAAUUGUCUCAAUUUUCAUCAAUGGAACAGGUUAGCUACCUAUCCAACACUGCAAUUAGAGCUAGCUGGCUAGCUAACAUUAGCAUACUGUAGCAGGUCAGCUGCAAUGCUAGCAUUUACUCCAUGAACAAAGCAAACUAUCUAGCUAGCUACCAACCUAGAAAAAUAGAGGCAAGAGAGUGGUGUUAAUGAUUUUAUAAAAGUGUUAGAAAACGGAGUAUGUUAGAUAAUCCAGCUGGUCCGGCAGUGGUCGGCAUUGUUUUCUAUGCGUUCUUGUGUUCAGACUUCAGACGGUAACAACCCAGAAUUGGAUUGGUGCAAGCAGAGGCUGAAUAGAUUGGUGCAAGCACAGAUUUGCACACACACACAUGAAAAAACAAAAAAAGGAAUUGAAAUUUCUUUACAAGGUGUGUGUUGUGCCUGUGCAUGCCAGUCUGCCUUUGUGUGUGCUUUUGUCCUUGGAUGGCAGUCCUUCAACUUUGAACAAACACAUUUGCUUGUGACACUGACCUGUGAAAAUGUUUAUACAUUAUUAAUCAGAUGUCAGUUAUGGGGAUGUACAGUAAUUGGUGUGUGUGCAUGCUAAUGAGAUGCCUGGCCACCAGCACAGUGACCAUUGGUCCUCUGUAGUUCAGUUGGUAGAGCAUGGCGCUUGCAAAGCCAGGAUAGUGGGUUCGAUUCCCUGGACCACCCAUAUAUAAAACUUAUGAGUGACUGUAAGUUGCUUUUGAUAAAAGUGUCUACUAAAUGGCAUAUAUAUAUAUAUCCCACAAUUCACUGGAAGACCAAAAACUAGAAUAAGCAGAAAAGCCAUAAUUUCUUCCCGUUUGUCACUCCAAGGCAAUAUUACCUUGAAAUCUAAACAGAAUAUUGCCCGAAAAAUACACCAGAUACCUUAACUUACUGUGAUAUUAUUAGAUUCAGUUUUUUCUUGUCUUGGUUGUGAAGGUCUUGGGAUUCUAAAGUGUUGCUCUGUCUCUCUUGUUUCUACAGCGAUACUGCAGUACAAUGGUCAUUUUGGAAAUGAAGUCCAUUCCUCCACAGAGGCCUCCAAA